UUCCUGUUUAUAUCACCACAUAUUGAGUACAGAGAGUCUUUGAUAGUGAAUAUAGGUGCAUGUGGUGAGUGUGUCAGGUAUUGUGUGUGGUGUGGCCAGCGGCGGGGAAGAUGUAGCUGAUAAUGCAGAACGCCAGAACCCUUGGUAGAGGUUAUCAUUGAGAGCUGGGCAGGUGCCAGGCAUGCAGGUGGUGACCGGGGCUUAUAAAUACCUGGUGCACUCGUCCCUCGGCACAGACACAUUGAAACAAGCCAGCAGUCACCUCAGGGUCUGCAGACAGGCACAACCACUGCACACCAAGCCAACUCUGCUGCCACACUCAAGCACCACCGCACUGCAAACACUCCCAUUGCAGCCUCCAUCCUGCCGUCACACACCACCACCUCACCUGCUCCCUGCACUACACCAGAGAUACUCAAGACCAUUACUACUACCACUCAGGACAUCUUCUAUACCACACAUCCCUUCUCACCUUAGACCACAUUCUUCACCCUACCACACUCACUCACUACCACACACACCCUGCAGUCAUAUCCUACCACUUCAGAUCCCCACAGCCUCACCCACAGUCCCCACUCACUCACCACUUCACAGGAUAAAGGAAGCUGUUAGGGAGAUUGCUAUGGAGAACACCGCACCAGAGGAGAGGAACCACAAAAGAGCAAGGGAACAAGACUCCACCUUAAGUCCUCCUGCCAAAAAAGUCCAUCACAAGAAAUCACCAAUUGAAGAAAGUUGUGAUGAUGUAAAAACUUCUACCCAGUCACCAAGCUGGCAUCACAUCCAGCCUGACAGCCAGCAAUACACCCAGCCACACAGCGACACUCACAGCCAGUCCCAAAGUCUUCACAGCUUCCCCAUCAACCAGAUACCUUAUCAGCACAUCAGCCAGCCCUCAAGCCAGCCACAUAUCCAGCCCACCAGCCAGCCCCACAGCCCAACCACAUGCAUCCAGCUGUACCAAGAGCCACAAGAGUGUAGGUACAAAGACAGAGAUACCAAGAAAGAAUUAACAAGUGGCAGAUCUGAAGGGGAACUAGACACUGGAAGGCUACAAGAGAAAGGAACAGCAUUGGAGACUGGAGAAGAGGACAUGGAGUUAAUCAGAGGAGGGACUAGUGGUGAGAAAUCCAGAGAAAUAAGUAGUGUAGGCUUGUUAUCAGAAGGAAAGGCAGAGUUUACCAAGGAAAGAACAGAUAAAGAAGCAUUUGAGGAGGAAGUAAAAGGUGAAGGGUGUCUGUUUGGAGGAGAAGCAAGUGAGGAGUCAAUGGGGAUGAAUGUUUUGUUGGAUGGAAAGAAAGAUGAGAAAAUAACACUAAAGGAAGAAGGAAGUAAGAGAGAAAGGGAAGAAAAGGAAACAAGGAAUAAAGAAACAAUUUAUAUGGAAGCAGAUGCAGAAUUAACAAUCAAAGAAGAAAAAGGACUGAGAGAAAUAGAGAAAACACAUAAAAACAGUGAAAUCUUGACAGCCACUUCAAACACAGCCCUGCCAGCCAACACUGCACUAGAAGGAGAAGAGGAACUGAGAGAGUUAAAGACAAAACCAGGAGAUGUAGAAAUAAACAGUGAUAUCCAGACAGUCACUUCAAAACCAGCACUACCAACUAACACUGCACUAGAAAGAAAAGAAGAGGAACUAAGAGGAAAGAAUGAAAUAAAACCAGAAGACUCACCAACACACCACAUCACCUCCUUAAGCACUCCUUCAUCACCAAGAAAACAAGAUACACACAGAGAAAGAAACAACACAGAACCAACUAAACGUAAAGCAAAUCUAGAGUCACAAAUCACAAACAAAACACCACAAACUCCCAGGAACCUCUCUAAAAGGACUCGGAGCUUGACAGAACUAGCCGCCGUCACAAAACACAGACUAGGCAGCAUGGAUAGUCUAAAUAGCACAGCAGGCUCUUCACAGCACACCAGGACCUCCAGCAUUGACUCAGCAAAGGAGCAGCACAGCAGGAAGAAGAAACGAUCAAGUCAGAGUAAAAAAUUGAAUACUUCCGGGGAAAAGUAUCUUCGGCCUAAUUAUUUUGUUGGGAUUCAGAUCUCCAACCCUGCCAUUCACCACGGACUUCUGAAGGUGCAGGAGGACUUGAUUGAGAAUGACGAGGCAUUGGUUCGCACCCUGGUGGACGUGGCCACUUCACACCUCACGCUGCUUGUGGCCUACCUUGACACAGAGGACUCCAUCGCCUGUGCCAGUGCCGCCCUGGAGGAGAGUGCCAACAGGAUGAGGGACGGGCUGAGUGCCACCCCCAUCACCCUCACCUUCUCUGGGGUCAGCAAUUUCAAUAACCAGGUGGUGUUUGUGCAGGUGGUGGAGGAUGAGCAGCAUGGGAGGCUCCUGGAUGUGGCAGAGUGUGUGCGGCAAGUGUUCUCCCAGCGUGGUGUGUGUAUGCCAGACACCAGAGACCUUCACCCUCACCUCACCAUCGCCAAGCUGUCCAAGGCUCCACGCACCAAGGGAAAGCAUUCAGUACCAAGAAAGAUUGACCCAAGUUUCUACAGUCACCAUACGUUACUUCACUUUGGGUCCCAGACAGUGGCCAGCCUGCAGCUCCUCUCUAUGAACAAGGGAAAGGACCCUCGCCGCUACUACCACUGUGACAAGGAGGUCUGCUUUGACAUCAAGGUGAAGGAAGAAAAGGACCACUCAGGAUGUUGUUUUCCGCGCCGCCCUGCCCUGCCACCAAGCUUUUACCGCAACUACUCCACCACUACCACAACCACCACCACCAGCAGCCAACCAGAGGACCCAGGGGACACACAAGAACCCAGCAACAACCCUUGGUUCGUCCCAUUCACCACAGUGACGGCCCUGAUAGCUGGGGCUCUGUUUCUUGGCUUCGCUCUUGCCAGGAUACGAGGGAACCAGUGAUGAUUAAGUGAAGUGAGUUAGUAGCUAGGGAUGUGUUCCUUGGCUUUACUCUUGCUAGGGUAUAAGGGAGCCAGUAAUUACAAAGUGGAGUGAGGUAUCCUUCAGUACUAGGACGCAUUAAUUUUUACCAUGAGUUUGUGUACAAUUGGACCAUUUUAUUGACAUUGUGAAGAGCCUAUGGAGGACAGAAGAUUAAUGGCCAAAGUUUUCACUAUUCUAAUCCUCGUAUAAGUUUCUGAAGCUGUAUUAAAUCACCAGAUAGUAAACUGAAUGAAUAUGGAAACAUGUCAUGGUACUGAAGGAUGUGACUGACUUGAGGGAGUGUUAGUAUGAGGAGGUGAAGGAAAGCAAUACAAUUUUUUUUCUUUUGUUUCUUUUCCUCUGUUUAAAUCAUUGGUGUUUGAAUGUUAAAUACUGCAGUGAGAAUAAUUGAGUUGUGUUUGAAUGUUGAAUAAUGCAAUACUGUGUUACAACUUGAGUAAUUUACUUGUUGUUUGAUUUAAAUAAUGAUGUGAAGUAUUAUUUAUUGGCCCUGUGUUUGAGUGUUGCAUAAUAUAGUGCUACAUACAUCACACCUCAUACUUCAAGGCUGCCCUCACUCACAAUCACAGUGCAGCAGGGACAGUAACCCCCAAAACUGGCAGGCUACAGGGAAGGCAUUAUAUAUGAGCUGCCAUAUCUACACACUACCUACAAUGCUCAGUGCCUUAAGUGUGGCAGCCUGUCAGCCCAAGAUGUGUAUUUUUGUAGAAUAAACCAUUGAGAUGUUC
Portunus trituberculatus (swimming crab) is the source of this 3654-nucleotide messenger RNA. RefSeq lists its product as uncharacterized. The coding region runs from base 182 to 2884 and encodes 900 amino acids. NCBI's taxonomy places the organism in Eukaryota, Metazoa, Arthropoda, Malacostraca, Decapoda, Portunidae. Gene Ontology annotation, cellular component: cytosol. Gene Ontology annotation, molecular function: protein kinase A regulatory subunit binding. The record is from RefSeq and is a predicted model, not a curated record. The transcript is spliced from 7 exons.